AUGGCUCGCACACAAAAAAACAAAGCGACAUCGUACCAUUUAGGAACGCUAAAAGCUAAAUUAGCAAAAUUACGUAAAGAACUUAUAACACCUCAAGGAGGAAGUGGAGGUGGUAGUGGUGUUGGUUUUGAUGUUGCGAAAACUGGAGUUGCGAGAAUUGGAUUUGUUGGAUUUCCAUCAGUAGGAAAAUCCACUUUAAUGUCAAAAUUAACUGGAACAUUUUCAGCCGUAGCUGCCUAUGAGUUUACCACAUUAACGACUGUACCCGGAGUACUUCAAUAUAAAGGAGCCAAAAUUCAAAUUUUAGAUUUACCCGGUAUUGUGGAAGGUGCUAAAGAUGGAAGAGGAAGGGGUAAACAAGUUAUAGCGGUGGCUCGUACUUGUUCAUUAAUAUUUUUGGUAUUAGAUGUAUUAAAACCUCUUACCGAUAAAAAAAUCAUUGAAACGGAAUUAGAAGGAUUUGGGAUUAGAUUAAACAAACCACCACCCAAUAUUUAUUUUAAAAAAAAGGAAAAAGGAGGAAUUAAUAUGACAAAUACAGUACCAUUAACUCAUUUAGAUUUAGAUCAAGUUAAAGCAGUAUUAAGUGAAUAUAAAAUUCAUAAUGCGGAUGUUAAUUUUAAGUGUGAUGCAGAUAUUGAUGAUUUAAUAGAUAUUAUUGAAGGAAGAGUUUAUAUACCUGCCAUAUAUGUAUUGAACAAGAUCGAUCAAAUUAGUGUAGAAGAAUUAGAUUUAGUAUAUAAAAUUCCACACGCGGUUCCUAUUUCGGCUCAUCAUGAAUGGAAUUUCGAUGAACUGUUAGAAAAGACGUGGGAAUAUCUAAACCUUAUUAGAAUUGCACCAGUGGUUUUAAGACAAAAUCUUCGAACUAUAGAAGAUUUUUGUAAUAGCAUUCAUAAAGGAAUUGUUAAACAAUUCAAAUAUGCGUUAGUUUGGGGCAGUUCCGCUAAACAUCAACCACAAAAGGUAGGAUUAACUCAUGUUCUUCAAGAUGAAGAUGUUGUUCAACUUGUCAAACAAUAA
Molecule: messenger RNA, 1023 nt
Organism: Diversispora eburnea
Lineage: Eukaryota; Fungi; Glomeromycota; Glomeromycetes; Diversisporales; Diversisporaceae
Source: the annotation of a GenBank genome assembly